Molecule: messenger RNA, 1067 nt
Organism: Musa acuminata subsp. malaccensis (wild Malaysian banana)
Lineage: Eukaryota; Viridiplantae; Streptophyta; Magnoliopsida; Zingiberales; Musaceae
Product: OVARIAN TUMOR DOMAIN-containing deubiquitinating enzyme 2
Biological process (GO): protein deubiquitination; endoplasmic reticulum unfolded protein response
Cellular component (GO): nucleus; cytosol
Molecular function (GO): cysteine-type deubiquitinase activity
Source: RefSeq, a predicted model, not a curated record
CCUCGGGUGGCAGCUGAGCCACUCCUUUCCAUUUAGGCAUCAAAUCCAUCUCCCCUGUCGCUUCCAACCCCCUUCCGCUCCCCCUCCCCCCCCUUUCUCUUUAUUUCCUCCCAUCGAUCUCACACCAACCCAACCUUCUCAUUCUCUCUGUCGCUUCCCGCACGCCGCUUCCCUUCACAGCUGGGAAUUUAAUAGCAUGGACGAGAUCGUGGUGCGGAGAGUGAUCCCCUCAGAUAAUAGCUGCCUCUUCAAUGCUGUCGGGUACGUCAUGGAACACGACAAAACCAAAGCUCCAUAUUUGAGACAGGUUAUAGCUGCAGUUGUGGCAAGUGAUCCAGGAAAAUAUACUGAAGCUUUUUUGGGGAAGCCAAAUAAUGAAUAUUGUGCAUGGAUUCAGGAUCCUGAUAAAUGGGGCGGUGCUAUAGAGUUGUCUAUUCUGUCAGAGUACUAUGGUCGUGAAAUUGCAGCUUAUGAUAUACAAAGCACUCGAUGUGAUCUGUAUGGUCAGGGGAAGUCUUACCAAGAAAGGGUCAUGCUCAUCUAUGAUGGUCUACAUUAUGAUGCACUAGCUAUGUCACCAUUUGAAGGGGCACCUGAAGAGUUUGAUCAGACCGUAUUUUCUAUAAGAAGUGACCGUUCCAUUGGGCCCGUGGAGAACCUUUCUCUUAAUCUUGUUAAGGAUGCUCAUAGGAAGAGAAGUUACACAGACACUGCCAAUUUUACAUUACGCUGUGGAGUAUGCCAAGUUGGUUUGACCGGCCAGAAGGAGGCGAUCGCACAUGCUCAAGCUACAGGCCACGUUAAUUUUCAAGAAUAUAGGUAAAUGAUGAAGCUUGUGUGACGAGUUUCUGUCAGCUUAUUCCUUGGGUCAUCUCAUUACUUCCAACUCAUACUGGCGUCUGAGGAGUAAGAAGUCAAAUUAUUGGACUGAAUUUGCUGUCAUGAUGAUCAGAUGGAAUUUGAUCUUUGUUGUAAACUAAUAUAUAUGUGAAUUUCUUGUUUAACAUCUUUGUGCCUUGUUCUAAAGACAGUACAGCAACCAAUUGAUUCAUGGCAAUAUUGUUACA